ACCUACGGUCGUCUGGCGGCGUACCUGCGAGAUUUGCGUGGUUGGGUCGGAGUUCUCCAUGCUGACAGGGUGGUCUCGAGACACUCUCCUUGGCAGGCGGAUCUACGAGUUCUGGGACAAGAACUCGACGCUCGAGUACUGGGAGAAGUUUGCAUCUCAUGCCUUUGAGAACACGAGUCAGAGCAUCGUUGCGAAUGUGGUAUUGAAGAGGCCAGAUGGCAGUAGUGUGCCUUGUGCUGCCUGCUUCAGUAUCAAGAGGAACGUCUUUGACUUACCCAGUCUGGUGGUGAGUUGUCAAUGUACGGCAGGGUGACAGGCAGCGGUCAGUAAGGGCUGACACAUGUUCACCUCACCCCUCUCGCUUCUGUCCAAGGUCGGAGCUUUCCUACCCAUCCUCUCUCCCUCCUCGUCUUGAUCCAGGCCGACACUGUAGACCGAUGCAUGAGAGCAAUUUUGUACCGUGCGCAGUUUGUCCCUUCUUCCCUCACUUCAUCUGUCUCCACUUGCACACAUAUUCUUGCCUUCCAUUGGCACAGGCCCCUUUUGGCAC
Molecule: messenger RNA, 550 nt
Organism: Microstroma glucosiphilum
Lineage: Eukaryota; Fungi; Basidiomycota; Exobasidiomycetes; Microstromatales; Microstromataceae
Exons: 1
Coding region: 59-313 (84 amino acids)
Biological process (GO): cellular response to starvation
Cellular component (GO): nucleus
Molecular function (GO): DNA-binding transcription factor activity; RNA polymerase II transcription regulatory region sequence-specific DNA binding
Source: RefSeq, a predicted model, not a curated record